AAAAAAAAAAAAAAGAGGAGAGGGGCAGGAGAAAGAAGGUGUGACAACUGUGGAUCUCUGCAAGUAACUCCUACUAGCGUCCAAAAGGGGGGGAGGAUGAGGGGGGGCAUCGGCCAGUACCCCCCUCUCCUUGAUUGAUUAGUUAUUAGUCAUCCCUUUGGCUAAAUGGGACCCAUUGAAAAGGCACCGUGGAACACAUGCAUGAAUCAAAUAUUCCCGUGUCCCUUCAAUGUCUCCACAGUAGUUUUGCUUAAGAAGAGAGGGGGUCGUGGCUGGCAAAUAUAAAGAAAAAGGAAGGACUCCAAAAAAAAAAAGAAGAGAAAGUGUGGACUGUAUAUUUUGUUUUUGUUUUUUUUCUUCCCAUUUUGGAUGUCACAUUUGAGUGGCGUUUUUCGCACAGAAUGAAACUUUGGACAUCACCCUGGCUGCCCUGCCUGGUGAUCCUCAUCCUCUGCUUUGGAUCAGAGUGCGGGACGGUCCGGAGGAAAGGCAGAUCCAAGCGGGACUUGGUGCGCUUGAGGGAGGCGAGAGCCGCCCUCCCGGGGGCUUGCGCCACGCGUCUGCCCCGGGGCAAGCGCUCCCUGGCCGGCUUGGAGCGCCGGGGGCUGCGGCAGCGUCGGCGCUCCUCGCAGCCGGAGGUGAGCUCCCCCGAGCGGGGGAAGGCUGUCUAUUUCACCGGCAGGGGCGACCAGCUCCGGUUAAAGCCCGGCGUGGAGAUCCCACGGGGGAACUUCACACUCGAGAUGUGGAUCAAGCCGGAGGGGGGCCAGCGCUCGCCUACUGUCAUCGCAGGCCUUUACGACAAAUGUUUCUACGCCUCCAGCGACCGAGGCUGGCUUCUCGGCAUCCAGUCCGUAAGCGAACACGGCAACCGCGACCCCCGCUUCUUUUUUUCCUUGAAGACGGACCGUGCCCACAAGGCGACCGCCAUCCGCUCAAACGCCCGCUACGUACCCAAUCAGUGGGCUCACCUGGCCGUCACCUACAACGGCAUCUACAUGAAGCUCUUCGUCAACGGCGCCCAGGUUGGCGUGAGUCGGGAGCAAUCUGGCGACGUCUUCAGUCACCUGACCAAAAAGUGCAAAGUGCUGAUGAUUGGCGGGAAUGCAUUGAAUCAUAACUACCGGGGCUCGGUUGAGAGGGUGACUCUAUGGAGGCAGGCUCGGGAUCAGAGGCAGAUUAUCAGGAACAUGCAGGGCCACGAGGAUCUGCAAGAUCUACCUCAGCUGGUUAUACGUGAAACAUUUGAGCACCCGGGCAGGAAGUGGCUGACUGUGAAAGAUGGUAGCUUCCCUCAGCCGGAGCAGAGGGGAAGUGGGCGGAUAGGUUUUGAAGGAAAUGCCCAUGGAUUAUUAGACACUACAUUAGAGCCUCCAGUUUGUGGUCAAACCGUCUGUGACAAUGUCAAGGUCAUCGAAAACUACAACCAUCUUUGGAGCUUUCGCCGUGCCAAGAAAGUACGGUACCGUGUGAUAAACAUCUGGGAUGACACUCGGACCAAGCCAACCGUGUCGGACCACCAGAUUAUCCUGCAGCACCAGCAGCUUAACGACGCCUUCAGCCCUUACAACAUCACCUGGGAGCUCAGCAUCCACAACGUUACCAACUCCUCCCUGAGGAACCGCUUGAUUCUCGCUGACUGUGACAUCAGCAAAGUGGGCGAUGACGCCUGCAACCCAGAGUGCAACCACCCGCUCACCGGGUACGACGCCGGUGACUGCGUGUCGCGGCACCGGAGCCGCUGCCCUGAGAGCAAGCAGGGCAACGGCAUUUGCGAUGCGGAAUGUAACUGGGAUGAUUUCUUCUACGACCUUGGCGACUGUUGCAACCCCGACGUGACGGAUGUGACCAAGACAUGCUUCAACCGCUCCUCGCCAUACAAAGCCUAUCUGGACGUGAAGGAGCUGAAAGAGAUCCUGCGCUUGGACGGCUCCACUCACCUGAACGUCUUCUUUGCCAACUCCUCUGAUGAAGAUCUAGCGGGAGUUGCCACUUGGCCGUGGGACAAAGAAGCCCUCACGCAUUUAGGUGGAAUCGUGCUGAACCCGUCCUUCUACGGUACACCCGGCCACACCCACACCAUGGUGCACGAGAUCGGUCACAGUCUCGGACUCUACCACGUUUUUCGAGGGAUCUCGGAGAUCGAAUCGUGUAACGAUCCGUGUUUGGAGACGGAGCCCUCAAUGGAGACCGGAGAUCUUUGUGCGGACACUAAUCCCACGCCCAAGUUCAAAGAAUGCCACGAUCCAGAACCCGGCAACGAGACCUGCGGCUCUCCGCAUUUCACUAACACGCCUUUCAACAACUACAUGAGUUAUGCAGAUGAUUCCUGCACCGACUCCUUUACCCUGAACCAAGUGGCUAGGAUGCACUGCUACCUGGACCUGGUCUACCAGACUUGGCAACCUAAUUCCAAACCUCCUCCGGUGCCCAUUCCCCCGCAGGUGGUGGAGCAACAUCACAACUCCUUCACUUUGGAAUGGUUUCCACCCAUUUCAGGACAAUUUUACGACAGAGAAUUGGGAUCAGUGUGCGAUAAAUGCACCGAGGGUAGAGUUCUACUGCAAUACGCCUCCAACUCGUCAUCCCCGCGACCAUGCGAUCCCUCCGGACACUGGUCACCGCUUGGGGCUGAAGGUCCUCCUGAUGUAGAGCAGCCCUGUGAGCCGAGCGUGCGCACCUGGAGCCCCAACGCGGGCAACGAGCAGGGCAACGUGGGCCUGUCCGAGUGCCCACUCCAGGGCUGCAUGCUGCAGCUGGAGUUCCCCUACCCGCUGGUGCCCGACUCGCUGACCGUCUGGGUCACAUUCUUCAGCCCCGAAGAAACGGCUCUCCCCGCCAUCCACAACAUCCUCCUCCUCACCGUCCGCGGCGACAACAUCUCCCUGGGGCCCAGCAACGUUUUCUGCGACACGGCGCUCACCCUGAAGCUGGACAUUGAGGAGGAGGUUUACGGGGUGCAGUUUUUCACCAUGGAGCAACACCUGGAGAUCGACGCCACCCUGUUGGCGUCCAAACCGGACUCCUCUCUUUGCGGCGACUGCCAACCUCUGCAUUACCGCCUGCUGAGGCAGCCGCCCUUCACCCACGCGCCACAUGGGCUCCUUUUCAACGAACCCAGUCGCCGUUAUACAGACAGGGAUGUGGAGCCGCAUGUGGCGUACACGUAUCGGGUCCAAACCAUAUCGAGCCGGAGCGAGAGCCAACCUUCCCCGCCGCUGGUGCAUGAACUUGGGGCACCCUAUUGCGGGGACGGACGGAUCCAGAGUUCCAAGGGAGAGGAGUGUGAUGACAUGAAUUCCAUGAAUGGCGACGGCUGCUCCAGUCAGUGCAAGAAAGAGGCUUUCUUCAACUGUGUCGAGGAGCCGAGCAUGUGCUACUACUACGACGGUGACGGCGUUUGCGAGGACUUUGAGCAAGAGACCGGCGUCCGAGACUGCGGGCUCUACACCCCCAGCGGCUUCCUGGACCAGUGGGCCUCCAGUGUCGAGGUUUCCCAUGAGAAGAAGCCAUACUGUUCGGGCGAGGUGGCUGCGGGGUAUCCUGCUGUAACCAAGACAUGUCAGUCCAAGGUGUUCGAUCUUUCCGACGGGGUGUCCCAAUAUGCCUGGUACCCCUGUCAGGAGGCCCACAAGACUUCCUGGGGAUACCACAACUACUGGCUUAAGGCCCAUUUUUCUCAUCCGAUGGUGGCGGCAGCGGUGAUCAUACACCUGGCGGUCGACGGCACGGCUUACAUUGACCAGACUCAGUGUAACAUCACCGUUCAGCUGGUGGAUACCAAAGAGGGGAUCCAUAGCUUGGGCGAGUGGCGACUGAGCUGCCGUACCAACCCAUUGGUGAUUCCAGUUAGCCAUGACCUGUCGGUGGCCUUCUAUCACACCAAGACCAUCCUGGUCAUGUUCGCCUCCCGCCUAGUCGCCAUCUCCGGGGUGGGGCUGCGCUCCUUCCAGUCCUUCGACCCCAUCACUAUCAGCGGUUGCCAGAGCAAUGAAAUCUACAACCCCACAGGCCAGAGUUGUGUCCAUUAUUCGUGCGAAGCCAUCGACUGCCAGGAGCCCUUAAUCCGCAAUGCAGAGCUCAAGUGCAGCAAUGCCGGCCGCCACUUCUACAACGGAGACCGCUGCACCAUCUCCUGCAACUCCGGCUACGUCCUGCAAGUCCACCAGGAUGAUGACAUCAUCAAGAGCCAGUCUGACUCCUUGGUGACCAUCACCUGUGCAAACGGCAAAUGGAACAAGCAGGUGUCAUGCGAGCCCGUCGACUGCGGCCUGCCCGAUAAAUACCACGUCCACCCGGCCCAUUUCAACUUCCCCGAGGGCACCACCUACGGCAGGAAGAGCACUUUCCAGUGUCGUGAACCUGCCCAGCUUGUAGGUACAAACAACACUCUGACCUGCCUGGAGGAUGGUCUGUGGUCCUUCCCCGAGGCUCUUUGCGAGUUGCGCUGCCCGGCUCCUCCGCCGGUGCCCCAUGCCGUGCUGCAGACAAAGCGUUGCAACGAGACGGGCCUCAAAGUGGGAACGCUGUGCAAGUACAAGUGCAGGCCAGGCUACCACGUGACCAAUAAACCCAAGAGGCGUGCGUUUAAGCGGCAGUGCACAGAAGACGGAAGCUGGCUGGAAGGUGCGUGUGAGCCGGUCACCUGUGACCCGCCGCCCCCCAUCUUCCACGGCUCCUACCACUGCACCGACGGCUUCCGCUUCGACAGCGUUUGCCGCCUCAAUUGCUCAACCGAUGCCACCGGUAAUAGCGCCAAUGCCGUCACAGGAGGCUCCGCCCACACGGUGAGGCUGCUGCACGCUCCAUGCAAGCAGGGCUCCGGCUCCAACGUGAUACGCUGCAGGAAGGACGGAAACUGGACGGGGUCCUUCCGCCUGUGCCCCAACAGCAAAGGCCAGUGUUCUUUACCUCAAAACCUGCACUACAGCCUCCAGUACUCAUGCAAGCGAGGACAUGGCAUAGGCGAGGAGUGCGAGCUGACGUGCAGAGAGAGCAACAACGACGUGGUGAUCCUCCCCAGCAACAUGACCGUGGACGACGUGCUCAAGGAGCACUGGAGGAACCCACACAAGGUCAAGAGUAUUGUCUGCACAAUGGGACUGAAGUGGUAUCCGCACCCAGAAUUACUCCACUGCAUCAAAGGUUGUGAGCCGUUCAGGGGAGACAACUACUGUGAUGCAUUAAACAACCGAGCCUUCUGCAACUACGAUGGAGGAGACUGCUGCCAAUCCACUGUCAAGACUAAGAAGGUGAUUCCCUUCCCCAUGUCCUGCGACAUACGGGGCGAGUGCUCCUGCCGGGAUCCUAACGCCAUGGAGAACAAAAGAGAAGAGAACAUAUAUUCCCUGGGGUGAUCAAACCCACAGAGAGAAGGAGGGGACAAUUUUCCACGUCCCGAGACAUCUUUUGCUCCAACACCACACAGCCAGAGUGACAGACUCCCCCCCCCUCCAUCUUCAUCCUCAAUGUUCCUGCACAUGCUGCUUUAAACAGGUAUACCUCUCCAUCCUCGCAUACACUCCCUCGAAACCGGCCGGGACGAUCUCGAAAAGACCACCGGACCCCACGGAAGAACUUUCAUUUCCACACACGAAGUAACCCUUCGUCAAACAAAAACAAUCCCUAAACAAAAGCGUCGAGUUCAGUGCCCUUCAUGAUAAAAAAAGUGAUUCCAAAUGUUGGGUGUGGGGUUGGGGGGGCUUUUUGGAUCAAUAAUUCUAAAUAUAAAGGAAAUGAAGACACAUGUUUUGAAGGCAUGAGGUUUGGCACAAGCAGUUCUAGUUUCAUUUCGGUCAACAACAACAAGAAAGUUGUUUAUCGUCACAUCAGAAGGCCGCUUGGUGGGGAACGAUACGCUCGUGCUGAGAAGUAAAUACGGGAGACCCUCGUUCUCUAUUCCCACCUAAAUAUUCCAAAACCAAACAGAGCGCAUAGUCUUCUUCCGCAAAUUUGCUUUGCAGCGGCUUCCAGUUGAGCUUUUUUUCACCUGCACGUGGAAUUUUGAACCCAAAAAACUGAAAAUACUGUUGAGAUUUUUAAGUCGGUGCCCUUAUUCUCGUCUCGGAUCAAAAGUUAGCGCUUGGACAUAAAUACGGGAAAUGUUCGAUCUCAUCCGUUGUCGUCCUUACGACAGACGCUUUCAAUGCAGCAUGUUUUUUGUUGUUACCGAUUUUGCGGCCCUCAGUCUCUCCUUGCAUAAAAAUCACCUCUUUACCGUGCUGAGAAGUAAAAACGGGAGACCCUUGUUCUCUAUUCCCACCCGAUUAUUCUUUUUACGUUUUAUUCCAAAACCAAACAACUUGCGUAAUCUUCUCGAAAAUUUGCUUUGCAGCGGCUUCCGGUUCAGCUUUUUUUCACAUGCACGUGGAAUUUUGAACCCAAAAAACUGAAAAUACUGUUAAGAUUUUAAGUCGGUGCCCUUAUUCUCGUCUUGGAUAAAAAAUGAGCGCUUGGACAUACAGUAAAUACGGGAAAUGUUCGAUUUCGUCUUUGUCGUCCUUACGACGGAUGCUUUCAAUGCAGCAUGUUUUUUGUUGUUACCGAUCUUGCGGCCCUCAGUCUCUCCUUGCAUAAAAAUCACCUCCUUACCGUGCUGAGAAGCAAAUACGGGAGACCGUCGUUCUCUAUUCCCACAUACUUAUUCUUUUUACGUUUUAUUCCAAAACCAAACAACUUGCGUAGUCUUCUUUCACCAAUUUGCUUUGCAGCGGUUUCCGGUUUAGCUUUUUUUUAACUGCACGUGGAAUUUUGAACCCAAAAAACUGAAAAUACUGUUAAGAUUUUAAGUCAGUGCCCUUAUUCUCGUCUCGGAUAAAAAGUUAGCGCUUGGACAUACAUACAAGAAAUGCUCAAUUUUGUCCUUUGUCGUCCUUAAGACAGACGCUUUCAAUGCAGCAUGUUUUUUGUUGUUACCGAUCUUGCGGCCCUCAGUCUCUCCUUGCAUAAAAAUCACCUCCUUGUCGUGCUGAGAAGUAAUUACGGGAGACCCUCGUUCUCGUCUAUUGUUGUCCUUAAAAGUGACACUUUCAAUACAACAUGUUUUUGGUACAUUUUACCGUUCUUUGCCCUCAGCCUCUUCUUGGAUAAAAAAAUAAUAAUAAUAAUUCGCCUCCUAAGAAAUGAAUACAAAAGACCCUUGUUCUCCUCAGUGUCGACAUCAUCAAACAUACAAACAUGCGGAAACGUACACAAUUGUACACAAUUGUCGGUAACAAUAUGCCACAAAGGUGCACAUGUCUAAUCAACAUAUUGCCGAACUUGUGUGUCCUUCUCCACCAAUCACUCUCUUUUGGCUGCUAUAAAAGCUUAGAAUUUUGUCACACACACACACACACACACACACACUAAUACGCACACAUACACUGCUGCUGCUUGGCUUACCGGGCCCCCAACAUGUUGCUGCUCUGCCGCAUCCGUGGUUAUACAGUCAUGACUUUUCAUCGGACUCGCAAAAGGCUGCUAUAAGCGUUCCAUGCCAUCCUCAUGUGUGUCGGGACUCAUUAUACGCAAUGAAACAGACGUAAGGUAUUAUUUUCCACCAAAAAAAAACUACGUACAAAUAGUGUAAAUAAGUUCUUGAUUGAGGGUUGUUUUUCAUGUUUUUUUUUUCAUGUUGUUUAUUUUACCAAAUGUCAUAUUCGAUUAUUAUUUUUAUUUUUUUUUAUAAAUGACCUCAGUUAUUGCACUUUUUAGUUGCAAAAUCUUUCGAAAACUGUCUGCGAGAAGAAGCUGCUAUUGUCAGGAUGGUGACGCCAGGCGACAUGGAUCAUGACGCUCAUUUCAACCACCCGUGUCGCCUCACAUCCUCAACUUUCACUCUUUAUGCAUCUCCAACAUGAACAACAGGCUUUAACAUAUACAGUGGAACCUUCAAGGCUCAGAUUAUUAUUUUUUAUUUUUUUUAAAUGUGACUAUUUUUACGUGACAAUAAAAAUCCAAAAUACUCUAAAUCAACGUUAAACUGUCGCUAUGAAAAAUCUUGUCAGUGGAGUAAAAAGUUCACCGACGAAUGAUGGUAAUGUUGUUUUGUUUCAUUUCUGUUCGUUAAAUUGUUCUAUCGGGAAAAAAAUAAACAAUCGAUUUUAACAAUGUAUUAUUUUUUUAUACACAAAUAUUUUCUUCAUUCAAAAAAGUUUUUUUUUUACUAUUUCUUUAUUACUUUAAAAUAGUUUUUCUCUUUUAUUUUAUUUGUUAUUUGUUUUCCAAUG
This is a messenger RNA of Entelurus aequoreus (snake pipefish), 8210 nucleotides long. It is a transcript of the gene pappaa, whose product is annotated as pregnancy-associated plasma protein A, pappalysin 1a. Gene Ontology annotation, molecular function: protein binding; metallopeptidase activity. The transcript has 22 exons. Lineage: Eukaryota; Metazoa; Chordata; Actinopteri; Syngnathiformes; Syngnathidae. The record is from RefSeq and is a predicted model, not a curated record. The coding region runs from base 402 to 5357 and encodes 1651 amino acids.